AUGUCAGAUAAAAGGCGACAGGGUACUGUACUGAAGGCAAAGCAACCAAGCUUACACAAUAAGCGGCGACGGAAAGCUGGAACCACCUUGCGAUCCCCUACGAUGCCUGUUACCCCAACUGCACGACCCUCCGCUAGCUCUCCAAUCUCUUCCACCUCUCCUCACUCUUCAAAAAUGUACCCCUCCUCGUACCCUACACAUUCACGCCAUACAAAGACAGACCACUCAAUACCCUCUUCAACGCCCUCAUCAGAAGUCAAUGUCGAGCCUAUUAUAACAGAAGAUGAGGAAGAUCUUGAGGACUAUGUCAAAGGUGGAUAUCAUCCUGUACAGAUAGCUGAUACAUUCAAUGAAGGGAGAUAUGUGAUAGUUAGGAAACUGGGUUGGGGGCACUUCUCUACUGUAUGGUUGGCAAAAGAUACACGUCUUAAUCGUCACGUUGCACUCAAAAUAGUCAAAUCCGCACAACACUAUACGGAAACAGCUUUAGACGAAAUUAAACUUCUCCAAAAAAUAGUAAAUACUAAUCACGAAGCACCCGGCAGGCGUUACGUUGUAGAAUUGCUCGACCACUUCAAGCAUCGAGGCCCAAAUGGUACACAUGUCUGCAUGGUAUUCGAAGUACUGGGCGAAAAUUUAUUAAGUUUGAUAAAGCGAUACGAACACCAGGGCAUACCACAUCAUCUAGUCAAACAAAUAGCUGAACAAGUGCUUCUAGGACUGGACUAUAUGCACAGAGAAUGUGGUGUCAUUCAUACGGAUCUAAAGCCAGAAAAUGUAUUGGUAUGUGUAGAUGACGUCGAAGAGGUUAUUGCUCACGAAUUAGCAAGGAGCGGGAAACCAUUGGUUACACCACCAUAUCAGAAAUCAGGAGGAGUUCGAAUUACAACUAGCCAGCCUCUGUCAAUACCGACGCCUGGGACUAUUUCCUCUUUUAAUACAAUACAGCUUCAACAACCUCCAUCUAGUUCAUCAAGAUUAAAGACUAAACAAAAACAUAAAUCAAAAGAGGUUUCAAAUGGGGAACCAAUGAAUGGCGUAGAAGAUACCGUAAAUUCCGAAAAGAACUAUAUUUCAAAAACUGACACAGAAACAUCUGAUGUAGUUAGUAGCCCAGUGUCGACCGAUUUAUUGGAACGCAAUUUUAAUGACAUUUCCCUCGUCGACACAUCAAGUCCACGUCAGAAAACGGCAAGUACGUCAAGUACGUCUAAUACGUCGACUAAGAAAUCGGGAUCGAUUAAGAGGCAGUCAACUGCUGCACGGACGUCUAAACACCUGGCCCCUACGACAAUUACGGUCAAGAUUGCUGAUUUGGGGAAUGCUUGUUGGGUCGAUCACCAUUUUACGAACGAUAUUCAAACUAGGCAAUAUAGAUGUCCGGAAGUAAUCCUAGGCGCGAGGUGGGGGCCGAGUGCGGAUAUUUGGAGUAUGGCCUGCAUGAUUUUCGAGCUUUUGACCGGUGACUACUUAUUUGAUCCAAUAUCAGGGGCGCGCUAUAACAAAGAUGACGAUCAUAUGGCCCAGAUAAUAGAAUUAAUGGGAAACUUUCCGAAACACUUGGCGUUGGCUGGCAAAUAUUCUACGGAAAUAUUUAACAGGAAAGGUGAACUGCGCCAUAUUCAUAAACUUCGCUAUUGGAAACUGGCUGAUGUGCUUAGUGAGAAAUAUCUUCUUCCAACAGAUGAGUCAGAAUUCAUGGCGGGUUUUCUAUUACCAAUGUUGGAUCUUAAUCCAGAGAAGCGAGCUAGUGCAAGAGAAGCAUUAAAUCAUCCAUUUAUCACCACUAAUCGAUGGGAGCAGUUUGCUGUCAGAGAGGCAGCUAAGAAUGCCGAACGUGAGCGAGAUAGAGAUGAGGGUCAGGAAGGAGUUGGAAGCGCUCACGGACGGAAAGAAUUAAAAAAUAUGUCAAUUCGAUGA
Paraglomus occultum is the source of this 1920-nucleotide messenger RNA. The record is from the annotation of a GenBank genome assembly. Lineage: Eukaryota; Fungi; Glomeromycota; Glomeromycetes; Paraglomerales; Paraglomeraceae.